Ziziphus jujuba (common jujube) is the source of this 2832-nucleotide messenger RNA. RefSeq lists its product as uncharacterized. The transcript has 12 exons. NCBI's taxonomy places the organism in Eukaryota, Viridiplantae, Streptophyta, Magnoliopsida, Rosales, Rhamnaceae. The record is from RefSeq and is a predicted model, not a curated record. The coding region runs from base 270 to 2687 and encodes 805 amino acids.
GGUAAAUGUAGGAGGCAGCGAGCGGUAUGUAUGGUACCUCUAUUCGCAAAUAAUAAGAAAAAUUGGCAAACUUUGAGCAGAGCAAUAGCUUAGAGAGAGAGAGAGAGACCCUAAGGCUAAAACCAUUAAGCGCGCACACAGACCCUGAGAGACACCCUCCGUUUUUGCAGGUUUGAAAUUAUCAAAUGCUCCAAUCAUUAGAGAAAUAGGAUAAUUUUCGUCAUUGUGUUGCAUACCAUUUGGGUUUUAUAGUUGUACCAUACUUUAGUAUGAGUGGUGCGCCUAAAAGAUCUCAUGAAGAGAGUGGCCAUUCCUCCUCUUCAAAAUAUCCACAUGAAGAUUCCAGUUCAUACCCAAAGUUGUCAUCAACAGUUUCCACCGAGUAUCACCCACCAUAUGAGAUUAGUCAAGAUGCUCGAUUGCCAAAAAUCCCUCGCACUGAUUCUCGUGAUGUGGAUAGAAGAUCUCCUCUGCAUUCAGUGUACCGGGUGCCAUCAUCUUCAAAUGAUUCACACGUAGAUCAUGCUUCUGCUUCUGAGACUAGGCUGGAAUCAAGAGAUUCCAAGGAUAGCAGAGAUCACCGGUUUGAGAACCGAGAUACUAAGACAGAGAUUAGGGAGUUAUAUGGUGAGGUGCGGAGGGAGUCUCAAAAUGUGAAGGGUGAAAAGGAUGUUAGAUAUGAGACUAGAGGAGAUGAUACUAAGGAGACAAAAUAUGAUAGAGAAGGUUAUAAUGAUGCAAAGAGUGAUGUUAAGGUGGAAAAGGAUGCUUAUGGAGUUUCAAGCAGUCACUUGAAUUGGAAAGAAUCAAAAGAAUACCACAGAGGGAAAAGAUAUCCCGAUGCCCCACCUGGAAGUACAGAGCCCUGGAUUUCACGCACAAAUUCCCAAGGCCAUGUUGAGGUUGGAAAGGAAGGCUUAACCACCGAGGAAAGGGAUCAUGUGGAAGCACAUGAGGCUGUUGGGGAAAACAAAUUCGAUUCAAAAGGGGAGGACAAAUUCAAAGAGAAGGAUAGGAAAAGGAAAGAUGUGAAGCACCGAGAUUGGGGAGAAAGAGAUAAGGAAAGAGGUGAUCGUAGGAGCAGUAUGCAAGUAGCUAACAGUGGUAGCGAGUGCAAAGAAUCAGCAAAGGAAGAAAGAGAUGCAGAGAGGUGGGAGAGAGAGAGGAAUGAUCCUAUAAAAGACAAGGAAAGACUAAAAGAGAGAGAAAGGGACCAUACAAAGAGAGACUCAUGGAAUGGAGUAGACAAAGAGAGCUCACAUAAUGAGAAGGAUUUGGGGGAUGGUUCCAACAGAGUGCCUGAGCAGGACAAUCAAGCAUCAGAGAAGAAACAGAAAGAGUUUGAUGGCUGGAAAACUGCUGAUAAAGAAUCUAGAGAUAGGAGGAAAGAUAGAGAUGGUGACGCUGAUGGUGAUAGACAAGAAAAGCGAAGCAGGGGGUAUGACAAAGAAUCGGAUGAUGGAUGUGCAGAUGCUGAGGGCCUUCCAGAAAGGGAAAGGGAGGUUCAUAAUUAUGGAGUUCAGCAGCGCAAAAGGAUGCAACGGUCUAGGGGUAGCCCACAAGUGGCAAAUCGUGAGCCCCGUUUUAAGCCCCGUACUCAAGACAAUGAAGGAUCACAAGGUAAAGCUGAAGUGUCCUCCGUUAUUUAUAAAGUUGGUGAAUGUAUGCAAGAAUUGAUAAAAUUGUGGAAGGAAUAUGAAGCAUCACAAGCUGAAAAAAAUGGUAAAAGCUCUCAUAGUGGUCCUACUCUUGAAAUCCGUAUACCAGCUGAACAUGUUACUGCCACAAAUCGCCAAGUUAGAGGUGGCCAAUUAUGGGGGACAGAUAUAUAUACGGAUGACUCAGAUCUUGUUGCUGUUCUCAUGCAUACUGGCUAUUGCCGCCCUACAGCUUCCCCUCCUCCUCCUGCUAUCCAGGAGUUACGUGCUACUAUCCGAGUGUUACCUCCACAAGAUUGUUACGUUUCUACUCUAAGAAACAAUGUUCGUUCUCGUGCUUGGGGAGCUGCAAUUGGUUGUAGUUAUCGUGUUGAGCGGUGCUGCAUUGUAAAGAAAGGAGGUGGAACCAUUGAUCUAGAGCCUUGUCUUACACAUACAUCUACAGUGGAACCUACUCUUGCUCCUGUGGCUGUUGAGAGGACUAUGACCACAAGAGCUGCUGCUUCGAAUGCUUUACGGCAACAAAGAUUUGUACGAGAAGUUACAAUACAGUACAACCUCUGCAAUGAGCCUUGGAUCAAGUACAGUAUAAGCAUAGUUGCUGACAAGGGUCUCAAGAAACCCUUAUAUACAUCUGCACGCUUGAAAAAGGGUGAAGUAUUGUAUUUAGAAACACAUUCGUGCAGGUAUGAGCUCUGCUUUACUGGAGAGAAGAUGGUCAAAGCUACACAAUCUUCUCAGGCACAUGAAGCAGAAACGGAGAAGUCUCAAAAUCAUCAUUCACAUUCCACAAAUGGUGAUAGAAUUGAAUGUGACAAUGUGGUAAUCGAUGCAUUCCGAUGGUCUCGUUGUAAGAGGCCCCUUCCCCAGAAAGUCAUGCGUUCCAUUGGGAUCCCAUUGCCCCUUGAGCAUGUGGAGGUGCUGGAGGAGAACCUUGACUGGGAAGAUGUACAGUGGUCGCAAACUGGUGUUUGGGUUGCUGGAAAGGAAUAUACGUUAGCACGGGUUCAUUUUCUAUCCAUGAAUUAGCCAAAAGUUAUACAUGGUUUUAUCUUUAUUUCAUUUUUAUUUUUCUUCACAUGUAUUUAGUAGAACUUGAUGUCCUGAUUUCUAAUUGGGGCGUAUGUGUAUACUGAUUCAAUGUAAGGGAAUAAAGGAUAUGUAUUUCAUAAAA